AUGCCAGCAGCAUCGCACCCUCAGGCGAAAUUUGAUCCUAUAUCGCCGGAUCUUGACCUGCGCUCUUUGGUUGAUGAGGUGCCUAAUCUAAAAUGGGCACAGCGAGUCUCAAGAAGCCAGUUGCGCAAUUUGGGACCCCAGGAAUUCGAAAAGCUCGUUCUUAUGCACGUCAUCACAGGAGGAAAACCGCUUGUCAUUGAAGGGCUACAUGCCGCUUUACCGAAGUGGCUCUUCAGCACCGAAUGGCUCGAACAACAGUAUGACAAAAAGGAAGAAAGAGUUCGCGAUAUCGUGUCGCAGAGCGACAUUCCCAUGACGACCGGUCAUUAUCUGCGAUCUAUGAAACAGCUGACCAAUCAGUGGACUCCUACCAACUUUCGUGAUGAAAGACGACAGCGCCUCUACCUCAAAGACAUCGAUUGCCCACCAGAAUGGCACGAGGCCCUACAAAAGGUCAUCAAUCCGGUCUUAUUUUAUCUUAAUAGUGCUGUCGCGCGCACCGGCACCGAACCGGAAACUGAAGAUGAGCGACAAAAUCCGGUAACUAACGGCACCUCAGCUGGAGAUUUGAUGUCCAGCUUACCUCGGGACAUGCGCGCGGAAAAUCUAAUGUGCUACAUUGGUCAUGAAGGCACGUACACACCAGCGCAUCGCGAGAUGUGCGCGUCUUUGGGACAAAACAUAAUGGUCGAGGCAUCAAGUGACGACAACGGCGAGAAGCCUGGAAGCUCGAUAUGGUUUAUGACGGAAACGAAAGACAGGGCGGUCGUCCGCGAAUACUUUCUGUCUAUGCUCGGCCACGAUAUCGAGAUUGAGAAGCACUUUGCACAAGUCAACGCUUGGAAGAAGGCUCCGUUUGAUGUCUACGUCGUGGAACAGCGUGUUGGCGAUUUUAUUUUGGUUCCUCCUCUUGCCGCUCAUCAAGUGUGGAACAGAGGCACAAGAACUAUGAAGGUCGCAUGGAAUCGAACCACCGUCGAAACGCUUGAGCUGGCUUUGCAAGAGGCGCUGCCCAAAGCACGACUGGUAUGUCGCGACGAACAAUACAAAAAUAAAGCGAUGAUUUACUACACCCUUGAAAGCUAUUGCAAGCGUCUGCGAGCGCUUGACAACUAUGCCGAAAAGACCCAGCUCGGCUUCAUAGAUUUGGGUCGAGAUGACAUCCGGAAUUCAGUUCGAACCAAGCAGCUUGCAUCAGACUUCAAAAAGCUUUUUGUCCUCUUUACGCGGAUACUCGUUGAUGAAGUGUUUGCAUAUAAGGAGAAGGAAAUUGACUUCGUUCCUUUUGAUUCCUGCAUCACCUGCUCAUACUGCCGCGCAAAUAUCUUCAAUCGCUUCCUGACUUGCAAACACUGCGUUCGGACUCUCGUCAAUGGCGACGAAGACACAUACGAUGUUUGCAUGGAAUGCUACGCCAUGGGCCGCUCCUGCGUCUGUCUCUCGGGUUUGCAAUGGUGUGAGCAGUGGUCCUGGAGUGAGCUUGUCAACAACCACGAGAUUUGGCGGUCAAUGGUCAUAUCUAAUGAUGGCUUCAUUGACGUCAAUGUUUCUCCCAAACCACUUGAAGUCGCCAAGCAAUUAAGCGGUAAAAAAUCGGUUGCGCAAAUUUGCCAGGAGGCACUGCGGCGACGACCGUGGAAGGAUAUCACCCGACCUGAGAAGGAACCAACUCCGAGCGACUCUGAGGAGGGAGGCGAUGGAGAGGAAGGCAAAGCAAAAAAGAGCCGAAAGAAGAAGAACAAGAAGGGCGAUGUGCGGCGAUGCCACGUGUGCUGCCGCAAGGAGUUCAGCUAUCGCAUGCAGACAUGCUCAAAUCCCGACUGCUCUGAAGCGUACUGCUUUGGCGUCCUUUAUAGGGCAUUCGACAUGAUGCCGCAGGAAGUCCUCCAGGACGAACAUUGGAUGUGUCCCAAGUGCUUGGGGAUAUGCAAUUGCGGUUAUUGUCGUCGAUCAGGAAACACCAAGCCAUACACACCCAAAAAUACAUCACUGGGCCACGAUACAAGGUCCGUUGCGGAUGACCGAAGCAUCGAGGCCCUCGUUGAUUUUCGACUACACAACUUGGCCUGGCUGAAGGCCGCGGGCGAAGAAAGCCGCGGAAAGGAUACCAGGCGCAUGCAGCGCUUGAGAGAACAAGCAGACACGGCCAAGGCGGAGGAUGCGUCUACUGAGCACCCCGACGACGAUAAGUCAGGAACAGCUGUCGAAGGUUCGGCCCAUACAUCACGCCAACACGGUGGAGCUUCGGAACUACUUGACGGCGAUACUCCUCACUAUCAUGGAAACGACACAGCGGAUUCCCCUUUUGCCCAGCCCGAAAUCAAUCGACAUGGUGUAGAGCCAUCAUCACUGUCGGCCCCUUGGCUUAACAGAGACCAAGCUGCAAAUGGGCAGCAUGGAGAUGAUUUGUCUUAUCCCGACCCGACCGUUUUCGCAGCUCAAAGGAUUGGUAUGGGCUAUUACGAACAAGACGAUACCCCAGAUAAGAUUCUUUUUGACCCCUACCAAGCCCCAACCGCCGAAGAUUUGAGGGAAGGCGAAUCAGAUGUACCAGAAUUCGUCAAAAAAUCAAUCCGCAGCGCGAAACGGAAGGCCAAAAAAGAAAAUGAAGAUCCAGACUUCAUUAUAAAGAGCCAUCAUCGAAAAAGGACACGGCCCCAGCGAGAGGCCGAUUUCCUCGACAGUAUGGAUCCUGCUUUGUUCAAUGAAGCUCCUGAUCAUUCUGCACAGGAAAAAAUGCAAGAUGAUCCGUGGGAAAAUGCCGAAAAUAUCACCCCUGUACAAACCAGCGAUACGGAAGCGAAAAGAAAGGAGAAUCCGCGGCAUGACGCAAACGAGCCUCUGCUAAGACACGCAAAGCCCAGGGCAUCUUACGUUGAAGUGGAAGAUGUAGAGAUUGAAGGGUUCAACGAAAAUGAGCAAGGCGAUAUGCCACCAGCCAACAAAGGAAGCAAAGCGUCGCCUGAACCAGCAACAACUGGUGCUCCUGAGCCAGCAGCUGAAAAUGGAGCUCUUAAGCCAACUGAACCGAAGGCUCAUGCCCAAGAUUUAUCUUUUAGUGGCGCUUUCACAGGACCAAAACGACGUGGCCGGCCUCCAGCGCACACGAAGCGGCCCUCUGCCGCAACCCGUGAAGUGCAGUCCACACGGGUGGAUAUUUCAGAAGAGUCGAGGGUCGGAACUGAGGCACGGCGACGCGGCCCUGGCCGACCCAAGAGGUCUGCCUCCAACUCAGGUGGCGCUUCAAAGAAACACAGAACUGAGCAUGACAAUUCUGAGCCUACUCCCUCUCAAAUGGCCCAAAGAGGCGGCAAACCACGCAGGGGUCGACCUCCUGCCUCUGGGAAGCCCAAGUCGCCAGCUACUAAACAGGCUGCCGUCGAAGGUCGGCAGUUUAUGUCUCUGAAGGAGCGUAUGGCGCUCCGUGGAAAGACAUUCAAAAUUGCAAAGCGGGAUGGGAAAGGCUCACCAGUGCAUAGCACACCCCAGCCUGGACCAAUUCAGAAAUCGACAAGCGUGACUGUGCAGCUGCCAAGCUUUACUCCAGUCAAUAGGUGGGUGUCAACCCCCACGCACGCUUCUCAGCGUGACGAAGCAAAGCUCAGCACUGCCACCGCGCGAAAGAGUGGCGUAGAUGUCGCCGAAACGUCAAGAGCCGUCCAAUCAGGAAGCGAUUCAGGCUCCAGUGACGAUGAUGAUAUUCCUGCAAGAAUUGAAGGGGCUCAAAAUGUACCUAGGUUGGCUUCUGUGGCAUCCAGAGGGCGUGGGCGGCCCAGAGGACAGCCAAGCAUGCGCUCUCGUGGACGAGGGCGCGGUUAA
Akanthomyces muscarius is the source of this 3819-nucleotide messenger RNA. RefSeq lists its product as uncharacterized. The coding region runs from base 1 to 3819 and encodes 1272 amino acids. The record is from RefSeq and is a predicted model, not a curated record. NCBI's taxonomy places the organism in Eukaryota, Fungi, Ascomycota, Sordariomycetes, Hypocreales, Cordycipitaceae. The transcript has 2 exons.